Messenger RNA from Papaver somniferum (opium poppy), 738 nucleotides. RefSeq lists its product as uncharacterized. The coding region runs from base 1 to 738 and encodes 245 amino acids. The record is from RefSeq and is a predicted model, not a curated record. Lineage: Eukaryota; Viridiplantae; Streptophyta; Magnoliopsida; Ranunculales; Papaveraceae. The transcript has a single exon.
AUGAUGGAUGACGAGAAUAACCGCAAGAUAACUCCGGAAAAGGGAAGCCAAGCUGAAAUAAAGCAAAGGGAAAAGGCGAAAAAGGGAAAAACGGCUGAAGAAAGCGAGGUAACAAAAAAUGAGAAAGAAACCCCUGCCAUCAAGGAAAAACGAACCCCGCGAGGAGGAGUAAAAACAAACACUACUAAGCGCAAGAAAAUGCCGAUACAAGAAGCUGAGGAAAGCGUUGAAUUACAUGAUUCUCUAGAUAAAGAAGGAAAGGCUUGCGAAAAAGAAGAGAUAGAACGAUUAAAUAAGGAACUAUAUCAAGAAAGACGAAGGAAGGAAGACCUGGUGAGGGAGCGCAUAAGGUUGGAAAAGCAAAAUGAGAAGCUUGUAAUCAAGAACAAUCAUCUGAAAGGAAAACAAGCGGAGAGCAAUACACAAAGAGGAAAAUAUCUUCCGGAGAGGGCAUUAGCGGCUGAAGGACAUCGCAAAUACCAGCAAGGAAACAAGGGACGAGGGGAACAAAAUGAACGAGAAGACCUAAAAAGAGUCGUAGAGAAUAACAGGAGGGAAUUCAGAGAAAAAGAGUAUCUAAUGCAGCAAUCGACGAAAGGCCGGUGGGAAAAUGAACAAUAUCCCGGUGACAAAGAGGGCAACCGGAUUGCAGCCAGAAAUGAUGAACAAAUAUGCAAAAAACGAAUCAUGCAGGCCAGAAAUAGCGACAUUGUUCUCGUUAAAGCAAAGGGAGAAUGA